Clupea harengus (Atlantic herring) is the source of this 2392-nucleotide messenger RNA. RefSeq names its product immunoglobulin superfamily DCC subclass member 3-like. NCBI's taxonomy places the organism in Eukaryota, Metazoa, Chordata, Actinopteri, Clupeiformes, Clupeidae. The transcript has 8 exons. Bases 157 to 1755 code for a protein of 532 amino acids. The record is from RefSeq and is a predicted model, not a curated record. Gene Ontology annotation, biological process: cell-cell adhesion. Gene Ontology annotation, molecular function: protein binding.
UCUUCAUCUCCACCACCACCAUCAUCAUCAUCAUGAAGGUCCAUCACUAACAUCAUCAUCUUUACCAAUGUGAAGUUCCGUCAUCUUUGUCAUCCUCGCCAUCAUCACAUGAUCAUGUCUGCAGUAUAAGAAGCUGUAUUAUCAUCAGGUAAACCUAUGCAAACCCUCCCCAUCAAUCCUCUUAACCGACCUUCCUCUCUUCCUUCCUCUCCUUACACAGGUGUGUGUAGUGCUUCUGAGUUGGCCUUCCUGUUAGAACCCAGUGACAUCAUCGCUGUGCGAGACAAACCCCUGAUGCUGGACUGCAAAGUGGAGGGCGAGGGGCCCAUCACCAUGACGUGGCGCAAGAACGGGGUUCCGGUACCCACGGGCCCUGGCACACGGGCGCAGCUCCUGCCCAACGGCACCCUCCUCAUCCCCAGCUUCCAGAAGAGACGAGACGGGGACGCCACCGACGCCGGAGACUACGACUGCGCCGCCCAGACCCCCUACGGCAUGCUGGUCAGCCGCAAGGCCCACGUGCAGCUGGCAUCUCUGCCUAAGUUCCACACUCACCCAGAGUCCAUGUCAGUGAAUGAGGGUGGAGUGGCUCGCUUCCAGUGCCAAGUCAAUGGGAUCCCCGAGGCCAAGAUCGCCUGGGAGAGAGACCGUGUGUCUGUCAGCACCAAGGACAGCAGGUACACUCUGCUGCCCAUGGGCAUCCUGCAGAUCACAGGAGUGCGCCGGUCUGAUGCCGGCCUCGUCCGCUGCGUGGCCACCAACAUCGCCAACACACGCUACAGCCACGAGGCCCAGCUCAACAUCACUGGUGGACCUCCCCGUGUAUACAAAGAGCCAGUGAUCCUGUCAGGUCCUCAGAACCUGACCAUCAACGUCCAUGAGACGGCCAUCUUGGAGUGCAUAGCCACUGGCAACCCUCGACCCAUUGUGUCCUGGAGCAGGCUGGAUGGGCGCUCUAUUGGUGUGGAGGGCAUUCAGGUGCUGGGCACGGGGAACCUGAUGAUCUCUGACGUGUCGCUCCAGCACUCUGGCAUUUACGUGUGCGCCGCCAACCGCCCCGGCACCAGGAUGAGGCGUACCGCACAGGGCCGACUGUUGGUGCAAGCUCCUCCUGAGUUUCUGCAGUGGCCACAGUCUGUGUCUAAGGCGCUAGGUGGCAGCGCUGUGUUCUCCUGCGUGGCCCAAGGUGUCCCCGAGCCUCACCUUAUUUGGCUGAAGAACGGCAAGAUCCUGACUCCUGGAGACAAUGUUAAACUCACCAACAACAACAGCACCCUUGCCUUAACUCGCAUCACCUCUGAGGACGAGGCUAUCUACCAGUGUAUCGCCGAGAACAGCGCUGGCACCAACCAGGCUAGCGCACGCCUGUCGGUCUCUCUGGCUAAAGAGCUGCCGGAUGUCCCGGAAAGUCUCAAAGCCACCGCGCUCUCCGGUACCUCGCUGCAGGUGUCCUGGACGCAGCCACCUGCCGAGGUCACAGAUGGCAUAAUUGGAUACGUGCUGCACAUCCGCAAGAUCUGUGAGCCAGACAGCAAGGAGCUCCAGGAGGCCAUCAGCAAGACCACCUUCCAGCACGACCUCGUCAAUCUGGACCCUGCCACCACCUACUCCAUCUACCUCAAAGCCUACUCUGCUCUGGGGGCCAGCCCUGCGUCUAGCACUGUUGUGGCUACAACACUAGGGGGAGGUAGGGACCUGUGCACUGCCCUUUACAACACUACAUUACAUGGAGAUAUACUUAAGGAAAGACUAUAGAGCAGUGGUUCUCAAACUUCUCUUGACUGGACCCCCUUUGAUAGUGAAAAAAAAUAGUCAAAUGAAAAAAAAAACAUUUGAACAGUUAAACAUUUUCAAUUUCAUUUCCAAUUUUUUUUUACAUCAGUUAAGCUGAAAUAUUUGAUCAGUUAAACAUUUCUCUUUUUAAAUCAUAUUUGAUCAGAGCUCUUGUUUAAAACAUUUAGUUGGUUGUUUAGGUUUCUCAUUACGUUUAUUUUACGCUCUGAACCCACUCCCCUCUUGCUGUAACUCCGCACCCCCAGGGGGCCCCGCUCCACACUUUGGGAGCCACUGGUACACCACUGCUACAGAGAUUGUGCUAUCCAUGUACUUGAAACACUUGACCCUGAAUGAAGUCAGCGUUUCACUUGAGAAUUAUUACUCUGCGUACACUGUUUAAUAUUUAAGUUUUGAAAAGAAAUGAAAUGACAGUCUGCUCUAAUUUCUGAAGUGAACAAAUCUCUUUUUCUCCUUAUCUGUAUGCUUUGUUAAAUGCUCAUUCUAGCAGUGUGCUUGCGUUUUAUAUUAUAAUGGAAGAAAAGUAUUUUUAUAAUGAAAGAAUCAACCGUCCAUCUCAUUUGAACUCCCCCUCUCUCUUUCUCCCUCACUAUUUACC